AUGCCUGUCCAGGACUUCUUGCAGCAGGUCGAUCGCCGGCGCUUCGGUACCGGCAUGGCCUUGCUCGUCCUGCUUGCUUUCUACUCGCCCCUUUCGAAGCUGGUCUUGUCGCCGACUUAUGGAUAUCUUCCUUCGAAGAUCUUCCAUGCUUUUGGAGUGUGCAUCUCCGGUGGACUCGGCUGGCUGCUCAAGGACCAAAUUGUGAGGCGCCUGGGGCGCCUCGGUGGUUACUUGCUCCCUGUGCUGGCUUUCUGGGUUCCCACUAUCCAGUACUUGAUCAAACAGCAGAGCUCCAAGAUCGGAAACCCCACAGGCCCGGUGAUCACGGAGCUGUGCGGUUAUUAUCCUCUAGUGCUACUCACCGUGGCAUAUGCCGGCAAGCAAAUCCAGACCUCCUUGAGGCUGGAGGCACAGGGUGAUCUGGUUGUUGAGCAUGUACCCCUGAUUGGCACAUAUGUGCUCUAUUCCAUUGGCGAGCACUUCGCCACGACUCUGCUCUCGUGGAUUGUUGGUACUUCAUUCCUCUUCACCAGGGUCGGUAUGCAGAUACUUCUUGCUAUCGGCUACUCUGCUUUGCUCCCUUCAAAGUGGCUGGUCCUCGCAAUCCCUUCUAUCAUUUUCUCGGUGACUUGCAACGUCCAUUUUGCCGGUAUCAACGGUGUCAACUCUGCUAUCCAGCAUGAAGGAUACACUUUGCUGGCCCGUCAGGAAGCGUACACGGGAUACAUUUCCGUUCUGGAGAACGAUAAUGACGGAUUCCGCGUUAUGCGCUGCGACCACAGUCUGCUUGGCGGCCAGUGGACCAAGCACGUUGCUGGAUAUCGCCCCGAGGUCGAGGAUCCUAUUUACGCUAUUUUUGCUAUGUUGGAGGCCGUCCGCUUGGUUGAACCUGAUAAUGGCGUCCCCCGCGUCGAUGCGAACAGCAAUGCUCUCGUCAUUGGUCUCGGAAUUGGUACAACACCCGCCGCCCUGAUCAAGCACGGCAUUGAGACCACAAUCGUCGAGAUUGACCCAGUCGUGCACAAAUUUGCCACCGAGUAUUUCAAUCUUCCUCCAAACCAUACUCCUGUGAUCCAAGACGCUGUCAAGUAUGUCAAAAAAGCCGAAGCAUCCGGAAAGUCGCCCCAGUAUGAUUACAUUGUCCACGAUGUGUUCACUGGUGGCGCCGAGCCCGCUGAACUCUUCACCUUUGAGUUCCUCACAGGCCUUCACUCUCUCCUCAAGGACGACGGUGUCAUUGCAAUCAACUACGCUGGAGACCUGACUCUCUACCCGACCGGACUUGUCGUCCGCACCAUCCGAGCUGUCUUCCCGACUUGUCGUAUCUUCCGCGAAGCUCCUGCCGGCAACGAGGAGGACUCCAAGUUCACCAACAUGGUUCUGUUCUGCAAGAAGACUGAUUCCCCACUCAGCUUCCGUGACCCUGUUCCGGCGGACUACUUGCGCAGCAGAUCUCGCGAAAGCUACCUUGUCCCCACCCAUGAGCUAGACGCUUCUAUGUUUGCCCAUUGGCCCAAGGGUGGCAGACGGCUACUGGUGGACAAGGAGGCCGGCAGAUUGCACAAGUAUCAAGAUCGCAGUGCUUUGGCGCACUGGUCUAUCAUGAGAAAUGUUCUGCCCGAUGCUGUCUGGGAGAACUGGUGA
This is a messenger RNA of Penicillium brevicompactum, 1644 nucleotides long. Its product is annotated as spermidine synthase. The transcript is spliced from 3 exons. The coding region runs from base 1 to 1644 and encodes 547 amino acids. The record is from RefSeq and is a predicted model, not a curated record. Lineage: Eukaryota; Fungi; Ascomycota; Eurotiomycetes; Eurotiales; Aspergillaceae.